AGAAAUCUAGGUUUCUGCGUAGAUUAGCAGCUGUGAAUGUCACUGCAGUUAACUCAAAGAUUUUAUCAUACUGAAGAAACUGGUUGUUAUAAAUUUACUGCAGUAAUAAAACUUAUUAAGUUUUGAGGCUUACUGCUAAAGUUAAAAGCAAUUUUCAUUCAGGAAUGAGAAGUGGUACUGUUAGAAACAUGUACAUGUAUAACAAUCCACCAUGUGCUCCUUGGGCUGCGCACCCUGGCAACGGCGCUGUCUAUCCAAAUGGACCCCAAUAUCAGGGUCAGCCAAGACAUCCUUUGCCCUACAAUAUGGUCCCACCUGUCCAAUAUCAGCCAGGACCUAGUUGGCAGGGCCCAGGACCAUCUAGACCUAGAGGUAGAGGCUACAGAAGGGGUCGUGGUGCGGGUCAUUUUAAUGGCAACAGCAACAGAGUUGAUACAAGAAACAAUAUAGAGGAACCAUUGAAGUAUGUUUGUUGCAAAUGUGGAGAACAGUUGCAGAAUUCUGAAGAACCUGGUAUUCACUUGUGUGAUGGUGGUAAUGAAGUGAUUAUAAAUGAUGCAAGAGUUAGAGAAGAUAAAAAAGAAGCAAAAACAGAACAAGGAAAGGAAGAAGAACUUGAUGCUAGGCUGGAGAGACUACUGGAGAAUCUGAAAGACUUUGUGCGGAGUAAGUACGAGUCUGUUACAGAGGCUCUGGAAGGAUAUGUAUCUGACAAGAUUGAUGAAAUAACAACGAUACACAGGGAAAAUAUAGAGGAAAAGGCUGCACUUGAGAAAUUGAAGAAAGAACUUGAAAGCAAGGCCAAUGCAUUAAUGAAACAAGAAAAGGAUCUAAAAGAAAAACAAAGACGGUUGUCCAAGGACCAAGAUGCAUUCAAGCGUGAAAUGAAAAAAGAUCGUGAAGAAGUGUGUCGCCAAUGGCAACAACUAAGAGAUGAAAUCACUCGCAUGGAGGAGAUGCAUAAGAUACAAAAGGGUAGGGUGAAACUUGACGUUGGGGGUCAUGUGUACACAACAUCAUUGUUGACGUUAACAAGGGAGUCCGACUCCAUGUUAGCCGCCAUGUUUAGUGGAAGACAUGAGCUGUUAAAGGAAGAGGAUGGCUGUGUGUUUAUCGACAGAGAUGGCACCCAUUUCCGAUAUGUGUUGAACUAUCUCCGAGACGGCGGAGUCAAUAUGGAUUGUUUACCCAGAGACAGACAACUCUUGAGGGAAUUGAAGAAAGAAGCCACCUACUACCAGUUACAUGGUCUUUUGCAACAAAUUGAAAAAUGUCUCUAUUGAUGUUUGACAAUAAUGACUCACAAUCUGAAAACAGAGAGACUCGGGGAUAAACUUUUUAGGACUAUCGUUAGCAAAAAGAACUACUGUAUUCAGAAUGAGAAAAUUGUAUGGAAGAGAAAUUUGGCAGCAAAUAAUGACUAAUAAAGUGUAGUAUUUUGUUCUGUUUGUGAAAUGGCAUAUUGUCGUGGGGUUUCCUUUCAAUAUUUUGCUGUAUUAGACUCUCCAAAUUGGUUUUGAGGAUGUGUUUACGGAAAUUCCUUGUAAUUUCUACCUGUCCGCGAUAGAAGAUCAGUGUGAAGUUAAAGACUGCAUUGAAGACAAAGCCCUACUGUUUGGGGAGUGUUUAAGCUGGUCUUAUAUUUGUCAUCUUGUUCCAGCUAUCGCAUAGAUUGCUAAUGAAUUGAUCGCUGUCGGUGGCGGUGGCUCAGUCUGUCCUGUCAGUAAACGUCUUAAUAGAAUAGAUUAGAACGGGUCUGUAACGACUCUCUUGUCUGUUGGACAGAAGUGCAGUGUGAGAGCAGUAAAGAAGAUGCAUAGAAACAUCGAAUUGAAUAAAAUGAUAUACGAGGUUAUUUUUUUUUUAAAUCAGGUUAAGAAAAGGUCUAAUAGUAGACAUGUGUAUAUAGUUUAAAAAGAACAGUGUCAGUGAUGAAGUAAGUUUUUGAAGUAGAAAAAUGUUACAGAAACUCGAUUUGUUUAAAUGUAUUACUCGUGUAUUUUUGUCAAACUCGUACGGUGAUUUUAAUUUUUGAUAUAAUUGUGUUAAUAACUCAUCGAAUGAAAGCAUUUCUUGUGAAUGUCCAGUGUUGCAUGGGUAAUAAAAAAAUAGUUAUACUGUCAUGUACUGGUCAUGUUGAUACAUAUGCAAAUUCCAUUUAAUUCGAUCAAUACACAAUUCGUUAUAAAUGCUUUGCAUGUGGUAAUAUAUUUCAGUGCAUAUUUUAUCUUAUCAUAGGAAAAUUUUGUUCUUUCUUCAGAAUGAAGAACUUGAAAGAUAACAUUUUAUUAUAGAUUUAAGUGUUUACGUUCAUACUUGCACCUUGCUUUGAUACAAUGUUAAGUUUUACAAUCUUGCUACUGUUUAAUGUUAAGUAGAAAAGAUUAAGUUUUUUGUUACAAAACAAUUUUGGAGUAAGACAAACUGGUGGUUCUAUAAAUAUAUGCCAUAAUUACGUAUAAAUGAUUAUAUUCCAUGGAUUUCUAGUUUUCUUUAAAAACCAAAUAUACCUGUACUUUAUUUGUGCUUGUAGAUCUUUUUGCUUGUAGUUAUGAGUGGAUAUGUGCAGACUAUACAUUUUAUAAUUGAUAUUUUCAUUUUCCAGAUUUCUUUCAUCGAGGGAACCAAUUAAAAUGCUUCAUUUAUA
This is a messenger RNA of Mercenaria mercenaria, 2647 nucleotides long. RefSeq lists its product as uncharacterized. Gene Ontology annotation, molecular function: protein binding. The coding region runs from base 165 to 1283 and encodes 372 amino acids. Gene Ontology annotation, biological process: protein homooligomerization. Lineage: Eukaryota; Metazoa; Mollusca; Bivalvia; Venerida; Veneridae. The record is from RefSeq and is a predicted model, not a curated record. The transcript is spliced from 9 exons.